AUGGAUGUGUCAAAAGUGUUUAAUAUAUUACGAUCUAAACUAAAUGCUAAAGAAAAAGAAUUACUUGAACUACAACGAUCUGAACCAUGUUUAUUAGCACCUGAUUCAGAACAGAUAGAUACAUUGGUCAAUGAAAUAUGUUCUCUUCAUUUAUCAACACAAGAAGGUUCAUUUAUAUUUGCUUCGAAUUCUCUUUCUGAUAGUUCUUCAUCAACAAGUGUGUCUUCAACAGGUAUUGAUUUAAUAAAAACUUUACCAUCAACUGUUUGGUUAUCCGAAUCAAAUCAUGUUAAAUAUAAAGAAGAAGAAGAAGAAGAGAAAAAUGAAUAUCGUUUACCUAUGGUCACUCAUAUUUUUUCCUUACCAAUUAAUGCAUUUGUAGCUUCAUCAUCAAAUAAUUCAAAAUUACCAUUAUUUGAAAAAACAGUUCAACCAGAAAAUGAAUCAUUAAAUCGUCUUCCGAUAGUUAGUCAACUUCUUUCAAUGCCUAUAAAUGCAUUUAAAUCAUCAUCGAAUAUUCAAUCAAUGAAUGAUUCUUCACUUGUUAAAAUAAACGAUAGAAAAAAAACAGUAAAUAAUGAUGAGAAUAUAUUAACAAGAACAGAACCACCAAAAAGUAUUUUUAAUACAGAAACAAUUUAUUCAAAAGAACAUUGGCUUCGAAAAACUUCAUCAAUUCAAUCAGAAUCAGAAUCAGAAUCAGAAUCCGAAUCAGUUUGUUUAGAUUUAGAUUCAUAUAUUGAACAAACAACGGAGAAAAUGCGUCGUCUUCAUAUGGAAUAUGUUGAAGCACUUGAGAAAUUAAAAACACCAACAGAUCCAAUAGAUUCUUCAAAAACACUUAAAUCUAUUUAUCCAAAAAUGUUUGAUCGAAUUAAAGAGGAUAUAACAACAAAGAAACUCACUAAUCUUCCUUCCUCAAAAUAA
Molecule: messenger RNA, 927 nt
Organism: Rotaria sp. Silwood2
Lineage: Eukaryota; Metazoa; Rotifera; Eurotatoria; Philodinida; Philodinidae
Source: the annotation of a GenBank genome assembly